Anas platyrhynchos (mallard) is the source of this 3434-nucleotide messenger RNA. RefSeq names its product spindle and centriole associated protein 1 (gene SPICE1). Lineage: Eukaryota; Metazoa; Chordata; Aves; Anseriformes; Anatidae. Gene Ontology annotation, biological process: mitotic spindle assembly; regulation of centriole replication; metaphase chromosome alignment. The record is from RefSeq and is a predicted model, not a curated record. Gene Ontology annotation, cellular component: centrosome; centriole; spindle.
CUCCUUCCUCAGGCGGGGCCAACGGUCCCGUGGCAACGGCUGCGCGCGAGGCGGCGGCGGCCAUGUCGCGGGUGCUGCUGAGGGGGGCACGGGCCCGGCCCCGCGGCCCCGCCGCUGCCGCCAGGAAGGGGCCGAGGAAGGCGGCGGCCAGGCGGGACUGGGACAGUACUGUCCAUGACCUGACAGUCCACCGUGCCACGCCUGAGGACAUCCUGCGUCGCCAUGAAAUACACAAAUCAAAAAACAAAGCACUGGUCCAUCUAGAACUGCAGGAGAAGGCUCUGAAAAGAAAAUGUAAGAAACAAAAGCAACUGGACCCCGAUUCUUUGGAGAAGAGGAAAUUGGCUCUGAUGCGUGAGAUUCUCUCUGAUCAGUACCAUUUGCAAGAUGUAUUGGAACGAUCUGAUGAGGUCAUGGCUGUGGCAAAACACUUGUUUGGGGAUGCUCCUCGCACACGAACAGGUUUCCCUAAUGUAACAGUGGCUCCUAACUGUGACGUAGAAUCAUGUCAAGGACCCAUCAUACAGAAAUGCGAUCCUCCCACUGAGCUUUCUAUCCUUAGUGAAUCUGUCAUGGAUUCCCAGGCUCUUAAUGAAGUGCAAGAAGAAGCAUUAUCCAUCUGUCCAUCAGAAGAUGGACAGCAUGAACCUCUGAAUUUCAAAUCCAGCGUCAAUGCUGACAGGCUGCUUCAGAUACUGAGAGAAGAAAAUUCGUCGGUGAAUUCUCGGUUGUGGGCUGAAAGGGGUAUGAGAAGAACUACCUUAUCACAAGAAGUACCUUUGACUCCAACGACUUUUUCUCCAUCAUUGGAUCGUUCAGCCCUCAACGCUACCAGUGUAGUCAAGAGAAUCCAUUCAAGACUUCAGAAUGAAGAUGAAGAAGAGACAGUAGACUCGACUUACACUGUGAGACAAGUGCUGAACCCAAACUCAGGAAAACAAAAGCAAAUUUCAGCAAAAAUGAAAAGAAAGCAAACUGUACAGAACUCAGCAAGACAGAGGAGAGAUGAUUCUCUUGCUCAUUCAAUCCCCAUUGACCUUCAGAGGGACAAUAAAUCCAGCCUAGAUGUUCUCAGCUGUAUGUUACACGAGGUGGAGCAUGAACUGGAGGAAUAUGAGCGAUGUACAGGCCGUGAGGUCCAAAAAGCUCAGAGAAGUGAAGGCCUCACCGGAUUUACCUUGUCCCUGGUGAAUGCUCUCUGUCGAUUGAUGCGCUACCUCAAAGAGAGUGAAAUACAACUGCGUGAGAAAGAGUUGAUGAGGCAACGUCAUGAGGAGAUGUUGAAUGAGCACCGAGAACUGAUUGAUGCUUUGACUGCAGAAAUACUUCUAGCGAGGGAAGAAAACAUUACUAUACAGAAGAAACUUCAGCAAUACAUGAUUGUAACAGAUGAACAGAUAACCUCUCUCACUCAAGCAUUUAAAAGUCUCCCUUUGGUAGAACCUAGAAGAGAACAAAGUCCAAACCAUUUUGGAACUGCAAGCAACAGUCCAGCAAAUGGCCAAGAAAAAACUGAUUUGAGCUGUUUUGAGCCCAGGAGCAAUGAAGGCAACAGGGAAAAUAUGCUGAAGUUACCACAAGAAGAACUGCCUUUCAAGUUUCCUCAGAAGCCAAGUGCCUCAAGUGGUGUAGGAGCAGGUAGAAGCUUGCCGGCUCACAUCUUCCAGCCAGCUGUCCUGUUGUCACCACCUCGUCAGAAGAGCAAUCAGGAAUCGUCUCCCCUCCAGAAUGUAUUUACAACAAUUUCUCAGUUUACUGAAAACACUGCGAGAGAACCAGGCAAAGAAAAGAGCUCACCCUCCUCCCUGAGAACACAGAGCACAACUGAGGAAACCAAUCUUAUCACUCAAAGGCAACCAAUUCCUACUGCAGACAAAGACUUGGAGAGUUCCCAAGAGAAAAUCAGUCUGCCCUGCCCAGCUGAUGCCAGAAAAAACAGUGCAAUUGAAGAGUUCUCUCAAAGUAGUGAUCUGUUGGGACAGAUAGCUGAGCUUACACAGCAGAAUUCGCUAAUUAAAACUCAGUUGAGCAAAUUGAGAAGCUUCUCAGAAGACAAAAGUGCCUGCCUACAUCAGCCAGACUCGAUGCAAAAUACAAAUCCUAGUUCAGACUCUUCACAAGGACAGACUCAUCUUGUGGCAACGAAGAGCUUGGAAGAAAGAAUAGCAGAGCUGAAUCGUCAGAGUACAGAAGCACGUGAUAAACUGUUGCAGCUAAUAGACCAGCAGAAAGUAGCUGCUGCCGAUCUGGUCUCUCCAAUGAUAUCUUCAGUUCUGCCCCCAUCCCUAAAUUAUACGGAAAAUACAAGGAGGACGAUUGAAGUGUCUAUUCCUGUGGCAGCUUCUGUGGACAGCUCCAAAGAAGAGAGUGUUUCCCCUGCCAGUGUGACCAGUGUGAGAAGGUCUGUAGGGGACGCUAGCAAACCUUGUUCGCCCCUAAGUGCCAUGUCAGAAAGUGUGAAACUAACUCCUGUCAGUCAAAGGCCAAAGGCAGAAAAACAAAAAGAAGAAGGUUGGUUCGCAUUGUCAAUGCAUAUUAUGUAAAGGAAGCUGCGCUCAAGUCCUUUUUUUAUUUUAAUUUUCUUAUGAACAGCAAUUUAGGUCACUGUGGUCACCCUCUCCAGAUGUGCAGUUUAACUCUGGAGUGCUUUCAUGUCAGUAUAAAAAGGUCAAUAUGGGAUAAUACCCCAUGUGGCAUGAAUACAAGAAGGAAUUCCUGGGAAUGAGUUUCCAGACAGGAUGCACUGCAUCACCCCUUUUCACUGAAGCUGCUGUAGCAACACAAAUGGGCUGCACACUGAUCUGAUACCUGUAUUACACAUGCUGAAGAAAGAAGGAUCUAGAAAAUGUGUGUGGAACGUAACAUUUCUGGAGCAUGUAUUUGCACAUGACUCGGGAUUGAAAAAAUUCAAGAAAAACAGAGAUGAGGGAAUUCACAUAUAUUCAAAAGCAACCUGGAGAUUAGGAAGCCAGUCUGUUCCUGCUGGAUGAGAAUUUGCUUCAGAAAUAAAUGAAUUUUUUCCUUCCAUGUUUACAGUUGCCCCCAAGAUUUGUAUUUUCUGUGCAGUUAAUGUAUCAAGGAUAGCUUCUGGACUUGAGGAUCUCUUUUUAAAUUUUAUUUUUAUAGUAAACGUAAAGUGGCUAUUGGAAGUUGAAAUCAGAAUCUCUGUUAUAUACUAAAUGUGAUCUUUGAUACAAUAGAAAAAUUAUGUAAAUUAUAUUAAGCUCUUCUACUGUGUGUAUGUAUAAUACUCUAAUGACCAUGUUUGCACAUUGAUUUUAUUUGACAUUUUAAAAAUAGCUGUCAUUUUAGUAUUAAUGAUUGACAAUAAAAUACAUUCAUUCCUUACAUUAUAGUAAACCUGAGCAAAAAACUUCACAAUUGAUUUUUUUUUUUUUUAAGAAAUAAAAUCCAGACUUACAAUUUUUUUCUAA